Messenger RNA from Cylindrotheca closterium, 1218 nucleotides. Lineage: Eukaryota; Bacillariophyta; Bacillariophyceae; Bacillariales; Bacillariaceae. The record is from the annotation of a GenBank genome assembly.
AUGCCGAUCGGUUUGAGAGGAGCCAAGAGACGUGGGGCCGGUCCUACCGAGCAGGAGAUGGUAUCCCUAGUUGAUAAGAAGGACACAGCCAAGAGCAAACCAAAGAAUAAAACAGCCUUUCCGGCACUAAAUCGAGUGCUCCCUAAAGGGGGUGGAGCUUUAGAUGAAUUGAAAGUAUCCCUCUUGGAUGGAGGCAAUCCAUCAGCAGGCGGAGGAGCCGGUGUGAAGGCCAAAAGCAUUCCAUGGGACCGGAAACGUAUUGGGAGAUAUGCUGCACUUGGACUUGCCUCGGCGAUUGUCACAUUUCUCUUUUUCAAUCGACAGCGAGAUGUCCAUUGGGAAAAUUUUACCAAGAUGCUCAAUCCAACUGCCACUGGAGACAAGAAAUGUUUUUAUCUGAACAAAGGUCACAAAGAAGGAACUGAACCAUGUAAUUGCCCCGAUCCGACCACAGCUCAAAAAAAGACAGGUCCUCUUGCAGAACAAUGGAAUCGGCAUCACGAUGACAUGGUAUCGAUUGCCAAGAGAUUGGAUCCAAACCUAGACAUUGUGUUUUUGGGUGACUCGAUCAUUGAACGAUUCAGUGGAACUGCCGGAAUGGGAGCACAGGGUGUUACGGGUCACAAAGCUGCUUUUGAUCGGCGCUUUUCGAAGAGUGCUGGAGGAAGAAUGGAAGGCAAAGCUUUUGGCACAGAGCAAGAUGAUGGUCCAAACUUGCUGUGGCACAUAAAGAAUGGAUUGAUUGACAAUCUAAAACCCAAAAUUUGGUUCAUAAUGAUUGGAAACUAUGAUCUCUUCGAAUCCAAAUGCAAUGAAGAUUUUGUGGUUGCCAGUAUCAUGAACGUUGUGAAAGUCGUCAGUGAAAAAUCACCCGAAUCUCUUUUUGUCAUUCACGGAAUCAUGCCUCGUUUGGACAAUCCAAAAGUCAAGGGAACGUACUUGGGCAAGAUUUGGAAGCAGGCAAAAGGUGUCAAUAACAAGCUCAGACGAUUCUGCAGGAAGUACCACAACUUCUAUUACAUACAAGGAGGAGAGCUAAUGUUGGUACCAUCUAAGAUUACUGGAAGAGCUCAAAUUGACCCAAAGAUGAUUGACGAUGGUGUACAUCCGACACUGGAAGGAUUCGAAAAGUGGGCAGAUUUUGUGGUGGAGCGACUCCAAAAGGUAUUGGAAGACUUUGAAAAGUUCAAGGCAAAGCUGGAAAAGAAGAAGGGGUAA